This is a messenger RNA of Acanthisitta chloris (rifleman), 1546 nucleotides long. RefSeq names its product glypican 4 (gene GPC4). Gene Ontology annotation, biological process: cell migration; regulation of signal transduction; regulation of protein localization to membrane. The record is from RefSeq and is a predicted model, not a curated record. NCBI's taxonomy places the organism in Eukaryota, Metazoa, Chordata, Aves, Passeriformes, Acanthisittidae. The annotation marks the transcript as partial. Gene Ontology annotation, cellular component: synapse; plasma membrane; cell surface. The transcript is spliced from 6 exons.
GUGAACCCCACGCCUCAGGGUACACGAGCACUGCUGAAAAUGAUGUACUGCCCACACUGCCGAGGUCUGGUGUCGGUGAAGCCCUGUUACAACUACUGCUUUAAUGUUAUGAGAGGCUGCUUGGCCAACCAAGGGGACUUGGACGCUGAGUGGAAUAUCUUUAUAGAUUCAAUGCUGCUGGUAGCAGAGAGGCUGGAGGGUCCCUUCAACAUUGAGUCUGUCAUGGACCCCAUUGACGUGAAGAUUUCAGAUGCAAUCAUGAACAUGCAGGAGAACAGCAUGCAAGUGUCUCAGAAGGUUUUCCAGGGAUGUGGCCAACCAAAAACACUUGCCCAGGGCCGGACUGCUCGCUCUGUCUCUGAAAGUGGUUUCAGUGCUCGUUUCAGACCCUACAACCCAGAGGAAAGGCCAACUACUGCAGCUGGCACGAGCCUGGACAGACUGGUUACUGAUGUGAAAGAGAAGCUGAAGCAAGCCAAAAAAUUUUGGUCAUCUCUCCCUGGCAACAUUUGCAAUGAUGAAAAGAUGUCUGUAGGCACUGUCAAUGAGAAUGAGUGCUGGAACGGGAGCGCCAAGAGCAGGUUUGGCAAUGCUGUGGCCCCUGUGACUGGAAAUGGCUUAGCAAGUCAAGUGAAUAACCCAGAGGUGGAAGUUGAUAUUACCAAGCCAGACAUGGUGAUUCGCCGGCAAAUCAUGGCCCUGCGGGUGAUGACCAACAAACUGAAGAAUGCGUACAGUGGGAAUGAUGUGGACUUCAUUGACAUAAGUGAGGAGAGCAGCGGGGAGGAGAGCGGCAGCGGCUGUGAGCUCCAGCAGUGCUCCCCAGAGUUCGAGUUCAACGCCACUGAGGUCGCUGUGAACUCCAACAAGAGCGAUAAGAACGUGAACACUUCUGCCGCUACCAGGAGCAGUCUAUCACAAGCAGCCUUGCUCCUUAGCAUUUUGUUCUUGGCCAUGCAAAGACAAUGGAGAUAAUUGUGCAGCAUAGAGGGGGGGGAAAGACUUUUAUUAUCAAAGGUAGAAGGCACCUGCUUUCACUUUUAUACCAUCUAGAGACUUCGCUUUUUAAGUUAAUGGACAACAGUGUACAGUUUUUACUAUGUUGCCACUGGUUUUAAGAUACUGAUUUUUUUUUUCCCUUGCUAUUCUGGGAAUAACAGGAGCAGGGACUACCAGUUUAUCCCGUUCACCAAGAGUCCAUGUUAGAGGUGGAUAACAAAAAUGUAUAUACAAGCCUGUAGUUAGCUCUGCAUUUGUGUCUUUAUCACUUCUUUUUUUUUUUUCUUUUACUGUAUUUCUUAUGAAAACAAAACCCCAGGGUCUUCUCUUGGCCUGUAACAAGUAUGUGUUUCUGAAAUGAGAAAUAUCUGUACAGAAGCAGGUUUUAUUUAUCAUGUUAUCUUAUGGGGGAAAAAAUAAUUGCCCAACAAGCAGAAAAUGUUUCAUGUAGUUAAAUUCCCAUUUAUCCACAUUAUGUUAGUUGCCUUAUCUGGAGAGAAGUGGAAGUCAUUUGUUUUUAUUAUGUGGUAAAACAGAAGGUGAAGGC